Messenger RNA from Manis pentadactyla (Chinese pangolin), 2773 nucleotides. RefSeq names its product parvin gamma (gene PARVG). NCBI's taxonomy places the organism in Eukaryota, Metazoa, Chordata, Mammalia, Pholidota, Manidae. Gene Ontology annotation, molecular function: actin binding. The transcript has 13 exons. The record is from RefSeq and is a predicted model, not a curated record. Bases 342 to 1337 code for a protein of 331 amino acids. Gene Ontology annotation, biological process: substrate adhesion-dependent cell spreading; establishment or maintenance of cell polarity; cell projection assembly. Gene Ontology annotation, cellular component: focal adhesion; cytoplasm; actin cytoskeleton.
UUUCCGGAAGGCUGUGGCGGCAUCGCUUUCAAAGUGUUAGGCUCUGAACCGAGGGUGGAGGAGCUUCCUGCAGCCAAGCAGGCCCCGCAGAAGCCGCAGGCCCCGGAGGAAGUGAGCAGCUUGGCCCUGCCUCCCAGAGGGCCCCUGCUGACCUAGGGACCCAGAGCCUGCUUCUGUUUGGACCCCGGGGACCCCCGUUUGAGCUCCUUGUUGCUCAUUUGCUGGAGUGGAGGACACUGCCAGCACAGUGAUUUGCCCACCCGUAGCCAGCUCCCACCCUGCUUGGCCUGGGAGAAGAGACGCCCUCUGCUCCCUGCAUCCCCCAGGGCCGGCAAGGAGACAUGGAGGCGGAGACCUUGUACAACCUGCUGCAGCUUCCCAAGGAGGCCACACCGCCAGCAGACGAGGAGCUCCUGCAAGGACAGAAGAAGAAAUACCUGUCACCCACCUCCAGGACGGAUCCCAAGCUGGCGGAACUGCAGAAGGUGCUGAUGGAGUGGAUCAACACCCAGCUCCACUCCGAGCACAUUGUGGUCCGAAGCCUGGAGGAGGACAUGUUCGAUGGGCUCAUCCUGCACCACCUUUUCCAGAAGCUGGCCGCGCUCAAGGUGGAAGCAGAGGAGGUUGCCUUGACGGCUGCAAGCCAGAGGCGCAAGCUGGAGGUCGUCCUGCAGGCAGCCAACCAGAGUCUGCAGGUGGAGGAACCGCAGGUCAAGUGGAGCGUGGAGACCAUCUUCAACAAGGACCUGCUGGCCACCUUGCACCUCCUUGUGGCCCUGGCCAAGCGCUUCCAGCCUGACCUGCCCCUCCCGAGCAACGUGCAGGUGGAGAUGGUCACCACAGAGAGCACCAGGAGUGGCCUGAAGUCGAAGAAGUUGGUGGAACAGCUCACGGACUGCAGCACAGACAAGGACCAGCCUUCGAAGGACGUCUUUGAUGACUUAUUUAAGCUGGCUCCAGAGAAAGUGAGCGCUGUGAAGGAGGCCAUCGUGAACUUUGUCAACCAGAAGCUAGGCCGCCUGGGCCUGUCUGUGCAGAAUCUGGACACACAGUUUUCAGAUGGAGUCAUCUUACUCCUGCUGAUUGGACAACUGGAGGGCUUCUUCCUGCACUUGAAGGAAUUCUACCUCACUCCCAGUUCUCCUGCAGAAAUGCUGCACAAUGUCACUCUGGCCCUGGAGCUGCUGAAGGAUGAAGGCCUGCUCAGCUACCCCAUCAGCCCCGAAGACAUUGUGAACAAGGAUGCCAAGAGCACGCUGCGAGUCCUCUACAGCCUGUUUUAUAAGCACAAGCUGAAAGAAAGCACAGAUGGGAUGCCCUGUGGCUCCCUGAAUUAGCCAUCACUGCCCCCCAAAAGCUGCUUCUCAGAGCCUGCCUGCAGUUCCAUCUAGGGGCCCAAGGACUGCAGAGAGAUCCCCGCCACCUCCUUCCUCCCCAGCCAGCCAGCCCUGGGGCCACCGGCCUUUCCCUGUGUCCACAGCACGCCUACCCCACCCGCCCACCCCCAUUCCUGUCUCCUGUUUCCAUCUGUCUGAACAUCUUUGAACUCACUAGGCAUGGAUCGUUUUGAGCCGACCUCUGGCUUCACUCAGUUUAUUUUAACAAAUGUAUUUCUGGGAGGGAUUUUGGGAGCCUCCUGGUAUCCUGGGGAGGGGAUUCAAAUAUGCGUAAAUAUGGCUGAGCCCCCUCACAGCCUCCCUCCCCAGGGAGCCUGGUGGGAGACACACAGCAUCUCAUGGCUGAUGGCGCCCCCGGGGACGGCCAAGAGCCCACAGGCGCAGGCCUCCACCGGCUCGCGGGCGGGUGCUGAGGCAGGAGGGGCUCUCGGGUGGCUGUGCUGAUGGCCGGAGGCCCCUGCCUGCUACACUCAACUACUGGUGCCUGCCUGCCUCUCCCUUGGGGGGUGGCCCCAGAAUCACCUCUGAGGGGUAGGAGCCCCACGUGGCUCCAAACAAGCCCCCGCGCGCUGCUCAGGGAAGUUCCUUCAGUUACUGGCCAGAGGAGCCGUGGCCCAGGCUCACCCCUACGGCUGCACGGUGAGCGCGCCCAGAAGUCACGAAGCAGGCUGUGCAGUAAGGGGGUCAGAUCCCGGGAGGUGCCGCCGCUGACUCCGGAGAGACUCGGUACUUGCUGCAUACACUCCUCCAAGGAAAGUCUCUGCAGGAGGACUAACACAGUGGUUCUGGGAGCGGACAUCUGGACCCAGCCAGGCAGAGGGGAGUCGGGUGAGGCCGGCAGGCGCCCCAGGCUGCCACUGGACUCCCCACCCCACCCCAUUCUCCAAGCCCUAACUCCCGCUGGAGGACAGAGCCUGCUAGAUCUGUGGCUGUCACAGCUGGACAGUUUUGGAUUUGGGGAGACGUUUUAGCGUAGGGGGCCAGCGUGAGCCAGGCAGUCUUUGCCAGACCAGCUGGUGGAGCUUAGGAGAAUGUCCUGCUGGGAAUGACAUCAGGAGCCCUUGGAGUUGGUGUCUGAGUGUGAGAGGUCUUGAGAGGUCUUCCCAUCAUCCCCCAUCCACCUGUCCCUGUCACCUCCUGAUUCACAGAUAAUUAGGCUUAGAUGAGGUCAUGAGGGUGAAGCCCCAUGAUGGAAUUGGUGUCCUUAUAAGGACAGGAAGAGACCAGAGCUCUCUCUCUGUCCUGGGAGGACACAGCAAGAAGGUGGCCAUCUGCAAGCCAGGAAGUGAGUCCUCACCAGGAACUGAAUUUUUUGGCACCUUGAUCUUGGACUUUCCCACCUCCGGAACUGUGAGAAAUAAAUGUCUGUCAUUUGA